UACUUCAGUUUCGGUAAAAUGACUAUUCGAUUAUUUUAAUAACUGAAUGUCAACUAUUUGUUGCCAUCUUCACAAAAUUUGAAUGUUAAUGCUAUCGAUAGAAACUAUCGAGUGUAAACCAUCUCUGGCGAUUCGCUUCCAAAGUAACUUUCAUUCAUGCUGUCUACAUUUAAGGCGCCAACACAAAUAAAUACGUUGUAGUUUGUAGCAGUUACUUUACAACGGAUUACGAGCAACUAAACAACAUGGCCUUAGUAGAAGACAAUGCUGACUUCGAUGUUGCAAAUGGAAUUAUUGAUAGUGAAACACCCCCGCACACAGAUCUAGCUGCCCAAUACAAGCAGAGCUUCGCCUAUUACACGUUCCGCGUGCGUCUUCCUUCAACGCUGGCCACGAUUGCCAGUUCGCUGGGGAACAAGGAAGAAUUGCUGUCUACGUAUGGAGCGGACGCAGCUUCAGAUAUUGAUCAAACAGCUGCAGCUGUGCUUCAGCUACGUUUGAAUAUUCUGAAAAAUGGACCGUUAGAACCAUUUACUGAUACAGAGGCAGACGCUGCCACGUGGAAUGCAUUUCUGGAGCAAUUGGGCAAGGACAAGCGCACCUACUUUAGCGCCUGCUGGCUAUACGCCGAGUGCUAUAUGUAUCGCAAAAUAUGGUCUACAUUCAGCUUAUCGCGCCUCGCUGGCUUUGAUUACUUUCGCAAGCAGAAGCAAACGGCAGCACAGCUUAGCCUGGACGCGAUGGUGGCUGUAGCGAAUGCCACACGGCGAAAUGAGCGCAAUUUGGAAACGUUUCAGCAAUUGUUGAAACUUAAUUUGUGGGGCAAUCGCUGUGAUCUGUCGAUUACGUCCGGCAAACAGGUGAAGCCAACGGGGGAUGCUUUCGCUCAAGUUGCCGAGCUGGAUAACAAUUUGCUGGUGGACGCAACUCAAGCCAUUUGGCAAUCUUUGGAUGGCUCUGACGGCAAUGGCACUGUGGAAAUUAUCUUCGAUAAUGCCGGCUAUGAGUUGUACACAGACUUAAUUGUGGCCGAGUAUAUCAUCGACAAGGGAUUGGCGCAAAAGGUGCGCUUCAAUGCUAAAGCCAUUCCUUGGUUCAUAUCGGACGUGCGGGCUGAAGAUUUCCACUGGUUUCUCGAGUUUCUCAGCGGACAACCGUUGCCUGUGCUCAGCGAACUGGGCACAAAGCUGAAACGUUUCGUCGACGAGGGAAAAUUCGAGCUGGCACCCUUGGAGCACUUCUGGACCAGUCCCUAUGAGUUCUAUCGCAUGGCCGAAGUGCAGCCAGCGCUCCAUGAACGACUCUCGCAGGCGCAGCUGAUCAUAUUCAAAGGCGAUCUCAACUAUCGCAAGCUGCUGGGCGACUACAGUUGGCACGACACCGAAUCAUUCGUUACCUGUUUGCGCGGCUUCCAGCCCUCAAACCUUUGUGCACUGCGCACUAUCAAAGCGGAUUUGGUCUGUGGACUCCCCACUGGCAGAUCCGAGCAAUUGUUUGCCAAGAACAAGGAGUGGAUGCUCACUGGCGAAUAUGGGCUCAUUCAAUUUGCCAGCAAGUGAAGAUGAGCUGGGCGGAGCAACUGUGAACAUGAUUAGCUCAAAUGUUGCCAUAGGCCUAGGCGUAGCUAAAUUAUUCAAUUCGACUUUUCAAAUUAUUUAAAUCAUAUUUAUUAGAAACUUUAAAUUUAUUCUCACAUAACUUUUGCAGCAUGCUGGGCAAUCAAUUCCUUAAGAUUAAUUAUUUGUUCAACUAAAUUCUUGGCUUGUCGACAAUAUGUAAAGUUUAUAGCAUGUAAUUUU
Messenger RNA from Drosophila hydei, 1799 nucleotides. Its product is annotated as damage-control phosphatase ARMT1. The coding region runs from base 246 to 1559 and encodes 437 amino acids. The transcript has 5 exons. Gene Ontology annotation, cellular component: cytoplasm; nucleus. Gene Ontology annotation, molecular function: phosphatase activity. NCBI's taxonomy places the organism in Eukaryota, Metazoa, Arthropoda, Insecta, Diptera, Drosophilidae. Gene Ontology annotation, biological process: DNA damage response. The record is from RefSeq and is a predicted model, not a curated record.